Messenger RNA from Trypanosoma rangeli, 1317 nucleotides. RefSeq names its product short-chain dehydrogenase. Lineage: Eukaryota; Euglenozoa; Kinetoplastea; Trypanosomatida; Trypanosomatidae. The record is from RefSeq and is a predicted model, not a curated record. Bases 1 to 1317 code for a protein of 438 amino acids. The transcript has a single exon.
AUGCGACUCAGUUACAAGAGCGAAAUUGGCGCCAUCUGCACAGCGUGUGUUGCGGCUGUGUGUUUCGUCGCGCUUCCGCGUUCUUACCUCACCGUGGCGGUGCCGGUGUGGCUUGUUGCUCAGCGGCUCGUGGCGCGUGGGUUUUGGAAUUACGUGCAGCCACCACAGAAGGGCAUUGAACGCAAAAUUUCCAAGGAAUGGAGCGAGGGCGUGCUGCCGCGGGGGUGGCGUCCGGGAUUUGUGAUGUCGCAUGACAUGAAGGAGGAGGAGCGACCCGUGGCGGUCGUCACGGGGACAAACAGCGGCAUUGGGUACUACACGGCCGUGGGCCUCGCGGUGGAGGGGUACCGUGUGGUGUGCACCUGCCGAAACCCGGCCCUCAGUGAGUCUACUGCGGUGAAGAUUCGCGAAGAGGCGGAGGGUGCUCGACGCAGGCGCAGCAGGGACCCGAGGUACGCUGAGGUACCAGAAACAGUUCUCGUGGACGGUCGCUUUUCCCUCGAAUGCGAUGACUUUGCUAGCGUUCGACGGUUUACAAAUCAGUUUCAGGCGGCAUACCAGCGUCUCGACGUACUUGUGAAUAACGCUGGUAUGAUGCGGAAGCGACUGGAGUUUAGUCGGCAUAAUUCCAAGCUUGAGCUCCAUACUGCGGUCAACUUUCUAGGUCCGUUGCUGCUAACAGAACUUCUUGUGCCUUUCAUUCAGCAGAGUCAGGGACGUGUGGUGUAUGUUUCAUCUGAAGCCCACCGUUUUCCGCAAAUGUCGCUGGAACCGGGUCUCUGGAAGAGGUCGCCGAUCCCAUGCCUUAAUGGGCGUCUAUUAUCUGUUCUUCAGCAGCUCAACCAGGGCGAGUCCGGUUCAACGGGUCCGCUAACGCAAAGGACACUGGGUGGGGCGUUUGUUCGCUAUGGCACAAGUAAACUGCUCAAUAUUUAUCACGCGCACUACAUUGCACGGCAUCACAGGCUGCCUGUUUGCUCCCUGCAUCCUGGCUGUGUCGGGACAAAUUUCUCAAAGGAUCUUGUGUCUGGGGAGUGGAUCAAACGUAUCUAUCAGUAUGUCUGUCUCCUCUUCCUAAAGACAUGGGAGGAGGGGGCACAGACGACGUUGCACUGUACGAUGUGUGACGUUGAUGAAUUGAGGCUUGUCAAGCCGUUGAGGGGAUCACCACAAACUGAGCCCGUUAGCCCGUACUUUGUGGAGUGCCGCAACCAGACACUGGAGGCAUUGCUGUCAUAUGGCUGGGAUGUUGAGGAAGCAGACCGCAUUGUGGAGUGGGGGAAACAGUUGGUUGGGUUGACACAGAAAAGUGGUUAA